Nyctereutes procyonoides (raccoon dog) is the source of this 1196-nucleotide messenger RNA. RefSeq names its product keratin-associated protein 5-4-like. The transcript has a single exon. NCBI's taxonomy places the organism in Eukaryota, Metazoa, Chordata, Mammalia, Carnivora, Canidae. The coding region runs from base 83 to 808 and encodes 241 amino acids. The record is from RefSeq and is a predicted model, not a curated record.
CCAGUCCAGGAGGCUCCACACCUGAACACCUCCCCUCUGCACCUGCUCCUCUGACCUGCUCCACCCUCCACCCACCAGAACCAUGACCUGCUGUGGCUGCUCUGGGGGCUGUGGCUCCAGCUGCUGUGUGCCUGUCUGCUGCUGCAAGCCCGUGUGCUGCUGUGUGCCGGCCUGUCCCUGCUCUAGCUGUGGGUCCUGCGGGGGCUCCAAGGGGGGCUGUGGGUCCUGCGGUGGCUCCAAAGGGGGCUGUGGGUCCUGUGGGGGCUCUAAGGGAGGCUGUGGGUCCUGUGGGGGCUCUAAGGGAGGCUGUGGGUCCUGUGGGGGCUCCCAGUCCUGCUGCUGCAAGCCCGUGUGCUGCUGUGUGCCGGCCUGUCCCUGCUCCAGCUGUGGAUCCUGCGGGGGCUCCAAGGGGGGCUGUGGUUCAUCCUGCUGCCAGUCCAGCUGCUGCAAACCCUGCUGCUCCCAGUCCUGCUGCUGCAAACCCUGCUGCUGUGAGUCCUGCUGCUGCAAACCCUGCUGUUCCCAGUCCUGCUGCUGCAAACCCUGCUGCUCCCAGUCCAGCUGCUGUAAGCCUUGUUGCUGUGAGUCCUGCUGCUGCAAACCCUGCUGCUCCCAGUCCAGCUGCUGCAAACCCUGCUGCUCCCAGUCCAGCUGCUGUAAGCCCUGUUGCUGUGAGUCCAGCUGCUGCAAACCCUGCUGCUCCCAGUCCAGCUGCUGCAAACCCUGCUGCUCCCAGUCCAGCUGCUGUAAGCCCUGCUGCCCUGAGGCUAGCUGCUGUGUCCCCAUUUGCUGUCAGCGCAAGAUCUGAGGCUCUGGCCACCAACCUUCAGUGUCCUGUGCUGAUGCAGGGCCCAGGCUGCCCAGCCCACUGCCCUGGGGCUGUUUGACUUCACCUCCCCACGUCUUCACUCCCUGACUUCCUCAUCUGCACACCCCAGUUUAGGUAACAUAUUAUCGAGAUGGGUGGAACCCUGGGACCACCUCCUGGUUCAUCGCCUACCUCUUCUCCUGGACCUUCCCUCUCUGCCCCUCACCUGACUGAAGACCCCAACUGGCCCCCAGAGACCCAUGAGGCAGCCUGGACACCUGGGACCGUGAGAGCUGCCCCUCCUUUCAGGAUCUGCAAGGACCCUCUGGCUCCUUGUAUAUCAAAACCUAAUCCCCAGUCUUCCAAAUAAACAGUUGACAAGCACAAA